Messenger RNA from Varanus komodoensis (Komodo dragon), 5884 nucleotides. It is a transcript of the gene SLC38A10, whose product is annotated as solute carrier family 38 member 10. The record is from RefSeq and is a predicted model, not a curated record. The transcript has 16 exons. Gene Ontology annotation, biological process: amino acid transmembrane transport. Lineage: Eukaryota; Metazoa; Chordata; Lepidosauria; Squamata; Varanidae. Gene Ontology annotation, molecular function: amino acid transmembrane transporter activity. Bases 222 to 3482 code for a protein of 1086 amino acids.
GGAACUAGGAAGUGUGUGCGACGUGUGCGGUUGGAGCCGGGUUUGGGGAGAGUUUGCUCUGCCGGGGCGACCAACGACAGGAACGAGCCCUCCCGCGGCAGGACUCCUCACCUGGGCCCUGCUCACGUCACAGCUUCUCCUGCCAGCCCCGCCCCCACGCUUGGGAAAGAGUUGUGAUCCCCGCGCCCCGUCUUUCGCUGACCCCCAGCGCUUUGCCGGGCAUGGCUUCUGCCCCUUCUGGCUCCAACUGGGGCCUGAUCAUGAACAUCGUAAACAGCAUCGUGGGGGUCAGUGUACUAACGAUGCCCUUCUGUUUUCGGCAGUGUGGCAUCUUUCUGGGAGCCCUGCUGCUUGUUUUCUGCUCCUGGAUGACUCAUCAAUCCUGCAUGUUCCUAGUGAAAUCAGCCAAUCUCAGCAAACGCAGGACCUAUCCUGGGCUAGCCUUCCAUGCCUAUGGAAAAACUGGAAAAAUGUUGGUGGAAACCAGUAUGAUUGGACUGAUGCUAGGAACCUGCAUUGCUUUCUAUGUUGUAAUUGGAGACUUGGGAUCAAACUUCUUUGCCCGGUUGUUUGGGCUCCAGGUGAGCGGCUGGUUCCGGGUAGUCCUGCUCUUUAUUGUCUCCCUCUGCAUACUUCCACUGAGUCUCCAGAGGAACAUGAUGGCUUCCAUACAGUCCUUCAGUGCCAUCGCUCUGAUCUUUUACACAGUGUUUAUGUUUGUGAUCACGGUCUCCGCUUUCAAACACGGCCUCUUUGGCGGGCAGUGGCUGCAGCGGGUCAGUUACGCACGCUGGGAGGGCAUUUUUCGCUGCAUUCCUAUCUUUGGCAUGUCUUUCGCCUGUCAGUCCCAGGUCUUGCCAACCUAUGAUAGCCUGGAUGAACCAUCUGUUAAAAUCAUGAGUUCCAUAUUUGCCUCGUCGCUGCAUGUGGUCACUGCCUUUUACAUUACAGUGGGGUUCUUUGGUUAUGUGAGCUACAUUGAAGCCAUUGAGGGGAAUGUACUCAUGAACUUUCCUUCCAAUCUGGUGACUGAGAUGAUACGUGUGGGGUUUAUGAUGUCUGUAGCAUUUGGAUUUCCGAUGAUGAUUCUGCCAUGCCGACAGGCACUGAAUACUCUUCUGUUUGAACAGCAGCAAAAAGAUGGGACCUUUGCUGCAGGAGGUUAUAUGCCACCUCUCCGAUUUAAAGCCCUGACACUGGCGGUGGUGUUUGGAACCAUGGUCGGAGGCAUCAUGAUCCCAAAUGUGGAGACCAUCCUCGGCCUAACAGGGGCAACCAUGGGAAGCCUCAUCUGUUUUAUCUGCCCAGCUCUUAUUUACAAGAAAAUCCACAAAAAUGCCUUUUGCUCACAGAUCAUACUAUGGAUUGGCUUGGGAGUAUUGAUCAUUAGCACGUACACCACCUUAUCUGCAACUCAAGACACCCGGACAAAAAUAGAAGCUGUAGAACCAGGUAAACUGCCAGGAGAAAUCAAGGAAGUAUUGGACCAGGAUUCUAUCAAGCUUGCAGACCAGAAUCCAGAAAUGAAAGAAGUGCCUGACCACCAUGGCGAGCCCAUUCUGCUGAAUGGGAAAGAAGAGGUGGAACAGCCACAGAUCAAGGUUCCCAUGGAUGUGCCGAAGAGAGAAGAGAAGGAGAAACCAAAGGAGGAGGUGCAACUGGACCGUCCCGACCAAGGUAUUGCACAGCCUGUGGGAGAAGCCCAUCGCCAUGAGCCACCUGUGCCACAUGACGAAGUAGUGGUGGAUGAGGGUCAGGACCGUGAGGAGCCAGAGCAAAAGCAAACAGACAACAAAGAAGUCCUGGUGGAGGAGAAUCCUGUGCUGGUGGAGGAACCAGCACAGCAUAAACCAGUCCCCAAACAAGCAAAGGGAGAUGGCAGCCAGGAAAAGUUGGAGGACCAUCCUGUGAAAGACCCAAAGAUUCUGCAAGAGGGGGUUGCACGGGAGGAUGAGCGGCCUCCCUACAAAGACCUUCAGCUGGACAAGCAGGGCGAGAGGAAAGGCCAAGCAGUGGGUGGGAAGGAUGGUGCCAAUCUGCAGUUAGCAGAACACGGAAAGGAGAGGGUGAAAUCUGUUGAAGAGACGGGUGUAAAAAAGGAGCUGUUUCCUCCAGAGAAGCUAGAGCCCCCUGAAGCUGACCAAAGAGAGAUUCGCAAUACAGAUGAGAAUGCAGAUAGCAAGCUGGAGGAAGCUGGGAAGAAUCUGAUAGACAAUGCAGUCCUGUUGCAAGUGAUUAAGGAACAGCAGGUUCAGCAGAAGCAGCUCUUAGAGCAGCAGGCCAAGUUGCUGGCAGUCAUUGAAGAACAGCACAAGGAAAUCCACCUGCAGAAGCAAGAGGAGGGAGAUGAGAAACCAAAGCAAGAAAUUCUCCAAGAACCUUUCUCCAAGAGUAAGGAAAGGGAGGAAGACCCUGAAAAUAAAAUUGAAGGUGCCGCAAAGAACAUACCUAAUGAUAGACUGGAUCGUCCCUUGCAAAUGCUUGACAAGCAGUCCCAAGCCUCUGAUGAGCAGAGAAGACAGCAGGCUGCAGGUCCAGGAGAAGGAGAGCAUAUGCGUAGCAAAUUAACUGGCGCUCCACAUAAGAACUCUGCAGCUCACAGGAAUGAUGGUGAGAAAAUGGCACAGCUCCCGGCUGGGAAAAACCAAGCUGGGGAAGUAAUGGAGCCUGUCAGAAGUGAUUCACAGAAAGCAAAGGCUGAUGGGCUUCACCAGGAAAAGCACGAAAAGCACGAGGGAUUAAAAGAAGGCCAGGACACUCAAGUGGUACAAAACGCCCAGGAAAGGGGCAAGUACGCUCAGAAAACAGAUGAGGUUGCAGAAAGAGCUAAAGGCCAAAAAGAAAUCCUUGAGGCUGCUAACGCUGCUGGGAGGGUUCCUCGGAGAGAGUCUGAGAAGGAGCCGCCUGCCAAGGAAGCUAAAAAUGAGGAGCCCCCUGAUCAAGGGAAAGCCGAUGUUGCCCAUAAACCAAAGGUUGCUGCAAUUGAGCAAGAGAAGCUGGAAGUCCCAGAAGCUGUACGUGUUGACAGAAUGGAGAAACAGACCUCCUUGGACCAGGCACAGAGGCUGCAGGCCCAGGGGGCUGACGGCCAGGAGCAAAUGGUCGCUGCGGCCCACAGCCCACAGUCCAUUCACGCUAAUGAGCAAGAGCCUCGGGCAGAGGACGAGCCGAAAGAACAAGAGAAGUUGCCCGGGUUGCCAGAGCAUGCGCGAGCCGCCCCUCGGGACCACGACAACGGCAAGCCCAACAGAGACCUCAGGCUGCAAGCUGAUCUGGACCUACGCCGCAGGAGGCGGGACCUGGAAGAAGACGCGGGGGAGACGGGGGGCGUGAUCAUUGGACUUAAUCCCCUCCCAGACGUGAAAGUCAAUGACCUCCGUGGUGCGCUGGAGACUCGGUUAAAUCAGGCAGCAGAAGGUGCCCAGCAAGCACUUCAUAGUCGACAGAUUAAACAGAUAGUGGCGGCAGAGGAAGAGGUGUGAACGAGGCAGCCUUUGCACUAUUGGGAACAGAUGUGAACCGCUGCCAGCCAUUUGGGGGUGUCUGUUACUGAACAAACCGCUGCUGGGAAUGCAACUGCUGGCAGUCAGAAUGGGCAAAUGUUGACCUGCCCGCUCUGCCAAGGAGAGGAACUCCAUUAUUGCCAGCCAGUUGCAUACAUCGACGCUGUAACACUUUCUCCUUGUUGUGCUGGUGGCGAAACUGCAGAAAUCAGGCCCACCCGUCUUCUGGGCUUUGGAGAGUGCUUUGCGCUUGCUACCUUUCCAAAGAAACAUUAGCAUUUUCUUCUUGCUCAGUUGCCUUUACCUCAUUGCUUUAAUCUCUGUGUUUGGCAUUAAAGCCUGUCUUCAGGCUCGUCAUCUUUCCGUGUUGGCUCAAGCUGCCCCUCCGCUCCGUGUGCUUGCAUCCCUUAAGUUAAUUUGGAUUGUUUCUUUCUACCUUGUCUACCCUUUGGGGAAUUGUUGACCUGCCUCUGGAAACAAUAUCAAGAAAGUGAAGGAAGCUCUAUGUCUGCAUUGAGAAGACAUGCCAUUCCAGGGAGAAAUUCUUGGGAAAGUUGUGCUAGUUAGAAUUGGAUCCAAACUUAAACGGGCUGUUUUGGUCGUCUUUGGCCACAGGUCCGUAUUAGCAAUAAUAAAGAAGUCACCCAUCCAUUCUUUUUCUCUCUAAGCUAUCAAAGCUUAGGUUGAUGCUUUUAAAACAUUCCUAUACAAAGUGCAUUACGGAACCAUACUGUGCGUGAAAACUCUUGACAGUCACUUGCUGCAAGAAGAUGUGAUGCUUCAAAGUGAAAUGAGAUUUCCAGGAGGCAUUAUUAAAGUGGGCCAGCUUGCAUCUACCUCUCUCCUCCAUUUGGCAAGGGCGCCCACUGUUGCCAUGGAAAGCUUCCCCCACUACCUCCCACUUCAUGGGAAUGUGAAAACUGGUAGUGCUGAUCCUUGACUCAUGGCUCACAGACUUGUGCAAAACUGGUUUGUUUCAGGCCUCCUGGUAGGGGACAAGCAUUUGUUGCUAACAACUGAGAAGGCAAGACUGAGCAGCUUUGAACAUACCUGACAUCUGUCCAUCUAAUCUGAGAUUCUUCAGACUGCUGGAAUAAUGGAAUAUGGCACUGUGAAAGCAUUAUGCUAUAAGCAGAUGCAAGUCUUUCAGUCUGUAAAAUGGCCUCUGUAUCUUGUUUCGCCUGCUUUUCCAGAACAGCAUGUCUGGGUUCAGCAGGCAGAGAUGCCAGUACUGAUGCUGCUUCUGAGGCAAUAGCAUGUCCUGACAAAAGGAAUGCAGCUGGGGGCCACCUUUGCCAUAUCUUGCCUGCAGACUGUGCUUGAGGCACUCUAAAGCAGGAGACGAAGCAUCGUGGCUGGUUCCACUUACCUACUUGCAGGGGCAUUUUGCCUUGUCAUGAACAUGCUUUUCAUUGCAGCCUUAAUCGUCAGGAGUCCCGAUGGCCCCUUUUGUUUCUUCAUGCUAAACCGUACUUUGGCCCGACGGGAAUGGGCUGCAGCGUGCUCAGGCUCGCUCGCUUCCCCGGCUGCCCUCCAGCGCAGCUGCAAGAGCUCAGAAGCUCUUGCUGCCUUGUCUGCAUAACCAACACUUGUCACGCCACUUGAAUACCAAACUGUUGCUUACCGUCAGCUAUGGUUUGUAUCAAACAGAUCAUGAUGAACAGCACCCACAGCUACUUGGUUCAGCUUACGUGACAAGCCACGCUUAAACAGAAAGAGAAGGGAUGUCUUUUGAACUCCUGUUGUGCCCACACCACAAGGCUCCCUGCAACUCAUUCUCAAGGCACUAAACUAUGGUUUAAUGCAAUCUUUCCCAGCCCAGGGUUCCCAGUUAUGGGACUCAUAAUUCCUAUCACCUCAGCUCUUUGGCUGAGGUGGUAAGAACUGACAUCUAACUUCAGGGGACUCUAGGUUAGGAAAAGAUACAGCUUAGCAUGAUUCUGAAAUGCAGGCAGUGAGUGGUAAUACUCGAAGCACAAUUAACCCGCAGCUGGGAUUGUAUCAUUUCCUUCCGUUAUGUAUAUAUGAUUUCUUUCUAGAGUGUGUUUUUUGUAAAUACCAGGAAAGCUGCUGUACUGUAAAGGGCAUCCGCUCGAAUGUCCUGCCAGGCUUCUUCCAACCAAUGGCGACGUGACUAUGUGCUGUGCCUGCUCUGUGACCAAAGAUACUUCUCACAUUCCUCCACGGAGCAAGUGCAUUUUAAUCAAGGCAUCUCCAAGCAACAGUGGAGAGAGAGACUGAAGGAAGAAGGCAGUGGACUUCAGCUAGAAUUCUUCCCUUGGUACCAUAGCACAGGUUCUAGUUGGCAAGGUUGUACAGUGACGAGCAGCUGGGGGUAUGGCCAAGCUGCACAAACCAAUAAAGUCAGUUCAAGCAUUUUA